GAACUUGUAUUCAAGCAUUUCCGUUCUUCUGGACACGGCUCCUUGGAGCUCACUUGUGUUCAUGCUUUUGUAUCUCUGGAGCAGAGAGUUUCUAAAUGCUAACAUUACUCAUGGUGGUUAUGAAACGAACCAUGUGGUUGCCACGUCGCUUCUAGAUAUGUACGCGAAGUGUGGGUCUUUAAGCUGUGCAGAGAAGAUCUUCUUGAGGAUUAGCCGUCACUCUGUGAUCUCGUACACAUCUAUGAUCAUGGCAAAGGCAAAGCACGGACUUGGAGAAGCCGCGCUUCAGCUUUUCGACGAGAUGGUUGCGAAGAGAAUGAGGCCUAACUAUGUAACGUUACUCGCCGUGUUACACGCUUGUAGCCAUUCGGGUUUAGUCGCUGAAGGACUAGGGUACGUGAACUCAAUGGUUGAGAAGUACGGUGUGGUUCCUGAUCCGAGGCAUUACACUUGUGUUGUUGACAUGCUUGGAAGAUUUGGCCGUGUUGAUGAGGCUUACGAAUUGGCGAAAACUAUAGAAGUUGGAGCAGAGCAAGGUGCGCUCUUGUGGGGAGCUCUUCUCUCAGCUGGUAGGUUGCAUGGAAGAGUUGAUAUUGUUUGCCACGCUAGCAAACGGUUAAUAGAAUCGAAUCAACAAGUGACGAGUGCGUAUGUUGCAUUAUCCAAUGCCUAUGCUGUAGCUGGAGGGUGGGAAGAUUCAGAGUCUCUUCGUUUAGAGAUGAGACGUGGCGGAAAUGUGAAAGAGCGAGCUUGUAGCUGGAUUGAGAUUAAGGAUUCGGUUUAUGCUUUUCACGCUGGGGAUUUGUCGUGUGAUGAGAGUGGUGAGAUUGUGAGGUUUAUGAAGGAUCUGGAGAAGAGAAUGAAGGAGAGAGGACACAGGGGAAGUAGUAGUAUGAUGACAAGUUCAUCGGUUUUUGUUGAUGUUGAUGAAGAAGCUAAAGAGGAAAUUGUGAGUUUGCAUUGUGAGAGAUUGGCUUUAGCCUUUGGAUUGAUACAUUUGCCUGAAGGAUCGACGAUUAGGAUUAUGAACAACUUGAGGAUGUGCAGAGAUUGUCAUGAGGCUUUCAAGCUGAUCAGUGGGAUUGUGGAGAGGGAAAUUGUUGUUAGAGAUGUGAAUAGGUUUCAUUGCUUUUAAGGAUGGAUCUUGUACUUGCCGUGAUUUUUGGUGAAUUUCUUUAACAUUUCUUUAACUUUUUUGUUCUUUACCCACAUGACCGUGCAGAUUUUCUUCAAUACUAAAAUAUUUUAGGUUA
This is a messenger RNA of Brassica rapa (field mustard), 1253 nucleotides long. RefSeq names its product pentatricopeptide repeat-containing protein At4g15720-like. Gene Ontology annotation, molecular function: zinc ion binding; protein binding; RNA binding. Lineage: Eukaryota; Viridiplantae; Streptophyta; Magnoliopsida; Brassicales; Brassicaceae. The record is from RefSeq and is a predicted model, not a curated record. Gene Ontology annotation, biological process: RNA modification.